Pyricularia oryzae 70-15 is the source of this 2043-nucleotide messenger RNA. RefSeq names its product benzoate 4-monooxygenase. The transcript has 2 exons. The record is from RefSeq and is a predicted model, not a curated record. Gene Ontology annotation, molecular function: iron ion binding; monooxygenase activity; heme binding. NCBI's taxonomy places the organism in Eukaryota, Fungi, Ascomycota, Sordariomycetes, Magnaporthales, Pyriculariaceae. The coding region runs from base 245 to 1792 and encodes 515 amino acids.
CUCCAGAUGAAAGCUGUCACCUCGUGGGUGGUUUUUCUCUUGUCUUUUUUUCUUUCUUCGUCAGGCAGGUGACCAAAGUAUAAAACAUUCCGUUUCCCUUCUAUUCGCUUUGACCCCUCCCAGCUUUAAAAAACUACCCCCAGCUUGCUUGAUCCCCCCCUUGCAUAUUAGACGAAGCAACAAAAAAAAGGCAAUUGGCCUUUGUCGGACUGUAAUUGGCACACACCAACCGCCAACAGUACCCAUGGCAAUCGUCAACCUCGUCUUCACGCCGUUGGGGCUCGCCUCCUUGGGCGCCUUUAUGCUGGUGGCAUACUACGUGGUGCCCUACUUCACCACCUUUGGCCACCUGCGCUCGAUCCAGCCGGCGUCCCCAUUGGCCGGCUUCUCCAACCUGUGGCUGCUGUACACGUCGCGGGUAGGGAAGCGAUCGCUGCUGGUGGACGAGGCGCACGCACGGCUCGGCCCGGUGCUUCGCGUGCAGCCGAACCACGUCUCGAUUGCCGACGACGAGGCCAUCAACAUCAUCUACGGCCACGGCAACGGCUUUCUCAAGUCGUCAUUCUACGACGCCUUUGUGUCCAUCCGCCGCGGCCUCUUCAACACCCGCGACAGGGCCGAGCACACCAGGAAGAGGAAGCUCAUCAGCCACACGUUUGCGCCCAAGAGCGUCGGCCAGUUUGAGCCGUACAUCCACGGGAACCUGGAACUGUUUGCCAAGAAGUGGGAUGAGCUGAUUGAGCGGACCAAGAAGUCUGACGGAUGGGCGCCUGUUGAAUGUUUGCAGUGGUUCAACUUCGUCGCCUUCGACACCAUUGGAGAUCUCGCCUUUGGCGCCCCCUUUGGCAUGCUCAACGCCGGCGCCGACAUUGCCGAGGUUCGCAUGUCGGUCGACUCGGAGCCCAUCUACGCGCCGGCCGUCGAGAUCCUCAACCGGCGCGGCGAGGUCUCGGCCACUCUCGGAACCCUGCCGGAGCUCAAACCCUACGCCGGCUACCUGCCCGACUCCUUCUUCAGCAAGGGCCUGGCUGCGGUCCAGAACCUGGCCGGCAUCGCCAUCGCGCGCGUCAAGAGCCGGCUCGAAAACCCGCCCGACGUCAACCGCAAGGACCUGCUCGCGCGCCUGCAGGAGGGCCGCGACGCCAAGGGCGAGCCGCUGGGCUUCGAGGAGCUGACCGCCGAGGCCCUGACGCAGCUGAUCGCCGGCAGCGACACCACCAGCAACAGCUCGUGCGCCUUGCUGUACUGGACCGCGCGGACCCCCGGCGUCCUGGCCAAGCUGCAGGCCGAGCUGGACGCCGCCAUCCCCGACGGCGUGUUUGCGCCGGCCUUCGACAUGAUCCGCAACCUGCCCUACCUCGAGGCCGUCAUCAACGAGACGCUGCGCAUCCACUCCACCUCGGGAAUCGGCCUCCCGCGCCAGAUCCCAGCCGAUUCGCCGGGUGUCACCAUCCGCGGCCAGUACUACCCGCCCGGCACGGUCCUGAGCGUGCCCACCUACACGAUCCACCACAGCAAGGAGAUUUGGGGCCCGGACGCCGACGAGUUCAGGCCCGAGCGCUGGAUCGAGAACGGCGGGCUCACGGACAGGCAGAAGAACGCCUUCAUCCCCUUUAGCUACGGACCCAGGGCCUGCGUCGGGAGGAACGUGGCCGAGAUGGAGAUGAAGAUGAUUGCCGCCACGUGGGCGAGGAGGUAUGACGUCGAGGUCAGGCAGGACGUCAUGGAGGUGAGGGAGGGCUUCUUGAGGAAACCGCUGGCCUUGGAGAUUGGGCUGAAGAGGAGGAGCUAGUCGGCCGUCAAAGCAUUGUUGAAACUUGAAUGGAUUGCAAGCGGAUAAUACAUAGCCUUGUAUGAGCGAGAGGACUUUUCUUUCUCCAGCAUAUAGCCAACUAAAUGAGACUUGUAUAUAUUACUCUACGGACAAGUAUGCAGACCUUGCAAUGCUUGUCAGAGGGCCUGGUCUGGUGAGCUUGAAUCAGUGACUUUGGUGUAGUUGGGUUGUCAAUGAGACCUAAACCAGUCGUGCCGGAGUCCUAAGUC